UCUUAUCUUGGUAGCCAUAUUGAACAUAUCAGCUGUUCGACGUUAGAAUUUGAAGGAUUUACAUUAAAUGGCUUAAUCCGUGAUCAUCCAAAUUACUACAAUAUAUUAGUUAUUAUCAGAUACGUAAUUUGAUUCAUUUUAUAAGUUUAAAUAUGUGGAAAGUGAGAGAAAUUGCCGAUAAAGUCACCAAUGUUGUGAUGAACUACACUGAAAUAGAAGCCAAAGUCAGAGAAGCAACUAAUGAUGAUAGCUGGGGCCCUACAGGAGCACUUAUGCAGGAGGUUGCACAAGGCACUUUCACAUACGAACAUUUUCCUGAAGUUAUGACAAUGCUUUGGAAGAGAAUGUUGCAGGACAAUAAGAAGAACUGGAGGCGGACUUACAAGUCACUGUUACUACUCAAUUACUUGGUGCGCAAUGGUUCUGAGCGUGUUGUGACAUCUGCGAGGGAACACAUCUAUGAUCUUCGUAGUCUUGAGAAUUACACGUAUGUUGAUGAAUAUGGGAAGGAUCUAGGAAUAAAUGUAAGACAUAAAGUUCAUGAAUUGAUAGACUUCAUUCAAGACGAUGAUAAGCUUAGAGAAGAACGGAAGAAAGCAAAGAAGAAUAAGGAUAAAUAUGUGGGGAUGUCAAGUGAUGCAAUGGGCAUGAGGUUUGGUGGCAGUAGUGGAUGGGAUGACACUCCUCGUUGGAAGAAGGAUGAAUUUGGUGAUUGGGAUCCGGAUAAGGGGGGAGGAAUGUCUCGUGGAAUUGGCAGGCAUGGAAGUAGGAGUUUUGAUGACAUGGGAAACAACAGUGAUGAUGGAGAUAACUAUGAAUCUGACAGUGAAAGGGGCACACAGACAAGAAGAGGGCGUGAAUACAGGGACAAGGACAGUGACAGUUUAGAUUCUACAGAGAAAAGGGACCAUAACAACAGUAAACCUGGUACUCCAGCCAGAACAAAACCAUCAGCUGCUAAUGUUAAGAAGAUAGACCUAGGAGCUGCAGCACAUUACGGCAAAGAUCCCAGUUCAUUGAACAGCAGUCCUGUGAAGGCAAGGCCAAAUGCAAGCCAGCAGGAUGGUGGCAGGGGGCAAGGUGGUUUGCUUGGUGAUGUAUUGGGAGGAAGUGCUGCCUCAGGUCUUGGUGAUGAAGAUGAUUUCAAUCCUCGAGCAUCAGAAAAUUCUCAUUCCUCAACUGUAGGAGAGUUUGGUGAUUUCACCAGUGCUUUUGGAAAACCUGCAGCAAGCAAAACUAGUGGUGGGGAUGAUGAGUUUGCGGACUUUAGCAGCGUGUUCAAUGCGAAUGUUGCUUUGUCUUCCAAUACUGUUGGCAGCAGCAGUCAAGAGUUAAACUCUGGAGCCAUAAACAGCCAAGCUGCGAUACCAAGCAGUAAUGGAAAUUUGGAUGUUAGCCAGUCCAAUGCAGAUUUGCUUUCUGGCCUUGGUGGUGUCUUCAGUUCAGUUCAGCCCACUCCUUUAGCAAAUAACAGUGCUCAUUCAGCUGUGCUCCUUACGACGAAUCAUAACCUCAGUCCACUAGAAGCCACCUAUACUUCACCAGGAGGACUUCCGAACUCUACAUCUGGUGUCGCGGGGAUACCACAGCUUCAGCCAGCAGUAGAACAUCCUCAUCAAUCCACCACAAUGUCUUCCAGCCAACAAAAACAGCAGAUUGGCAGUACGUGGACCAAUUCUGGGAGUCUUAAUAUUGACAUUGACAAUCUAAGCAUAUCUGGUUUCCGAGGAACAUCCAGAUCUGGCAUGUCGGCUCCAUCAAUGAACCAGCUGGCUGUGAGCAAUCCUACGUCUCCCUUGUACCCUCAGCAGACCAGUAAUCGGCUACCAGUCAUGUCUCCUGGAAUGGGUGGUGUGGGUGUGGCACCGGCCUGGCCCCUACAGCAUAACAUGAGUAUUCCACAACAGCAGCUGCCUCAGAACCAAGCAUUCUUCCCAGCAUUUAAAUGAGGGUAUCUUCUGUUGUUAGGUAAGCAUUUCAUAUGUGGGAUCAAAGCGUUGCAGCUCAUGUGGCAUGUUGUAACAUCAUAGCCAAAGCCAAAACUUGUCAAGUAUUCAUUCACACAGCUUCCAAUUUGCUUAUUUUUGGGUAUAUCAUAAAUACUCGGAAUAUCUGCCAGGCCACUGUCUACUAUUUCGGCGUUGGUAUCCAUACACAAUUUGAACGGGCAUUUGAUCUAAAUUUGUCAAUACUUGAAUCUGGAAGUGGUUAGUUAUACAUAUUUAUGUUACUCUGUAGAGGAAAUAAAAGAUGUAUGAUUUUAAAUAAAUUUCCCUGUUUUACCAGAUACUGGUAAUGGUGUCUUGUUGGUCAUGCAUGUUUAUGGGUCUGUGCUUGUACACUUACGCCACGAGAUGUGGCAUUGCGCUAUCUGUGCCAGACAACCAUUUACAAAUUUUGUGCUUGUAGUUGGCUUCUGUUCAAACUCACGCUUUAUUUUUGCCCCAUUGUUUACAGUAUUUUAAAAGGAGGAGCAAAUUGGAAUGCUGGUUUCAUGUUUCAUUUGCCAGAGUUAUGAUAUUAUCUGAUAUGUGAAUUUAAAGGUUAUAUGAAAAAGUGGGAGAAUAUAUUUUUAUAGCAUUGCCCUUUAAGUUGUAAAUACUAGUUGGGUUAAAGCUUCCUCCAUUUUGAGAUGUAUUAAGAGAACUAGGAAGCUGUGAAAUAGUCUGUUGCAAGAUUUCAUUUACAUUUCUGAACUUGGUUCAGUGUUACAUUCAGAUAUGUACAGUAUUGUGUUAAUGCAUUGCACUUGGGCUGCUGUGGUGGUGAGUAAGCAGAUUGUCAUGACUUGCAGUCUGCUAGUUGCAAAUUGUUUGAAUUUGUUAUUAAAUAAGGGGUAACGUUGCAAUAUAUGCAGUGGAUUAUGGUUCACUUGUGAUAGAAAAUUGGGAAAUAACUAAAAGGAAAAGGCAGAUGUAUUGGAGAUUGUGCCUUGCAAAUGGACAACACGCAGAAUAGUGAAUUUUUCCACGUGAUUACAACUGCACAAUACAAUUAAUGCAAUUAAAUGCUGAGUUCAUCUAAAACUGAUGGUUUCUUGUUUCGUUCGUUGUGUGGGCAGUGGGUAAGUCUCAAUAACUUUCAGGCUCACAGUUAAGAACAUUCUGGAGCUGCAGUCUCUUGAACAAUAAGAAGGAAUACCGGCAUUGCAUAAAUAUUAUUAAAUGUAUCUCAUCUUUCUCCUUCCUUUUCUGUUUCUCAUCAUCUUUGCAUUUACAUUGUACAUUCCUGUAUCAGAAAACAACGCUGGUCAUGCAGGAUUAAGAUCAGACACCCGUGUGUUCUGAUGUGGUGAGAUAUGAAUAGUGUCUUGAAACACACAGUUGUGCACUGAGGAUAUGAAUGGAUUAGAGUGGGCCUUUGAGCAUUAGAAUGGACUGGCCUGUUGUUUGGCCACCCAGGUUUUGCUCUUUUAUUGAAGGAAUUUGGUUUACUGUCAUAAGAUUACAUUUGUAGAAUACAGUAGCCAGGUACCCUCUAUGGACUGGCCUAGGAAGGUCUGUCAUAAUUCAUAAUGUCUCAUAUUUGAAUGACCGUGAUACACUGCCUUGAAACAUAAUAAUUCAUUCAGUUCUACCAAUGUAAAUUGCCUCCUAUGAUAUUUGGAACUGACUCAGGAUUAUGGCUUUGGUAUCAGCAGUUUUCAAUGACUGAUGGGUUGUAUUGCUAGUUCGUUAGGCUUAAAAUAUCAUGGUCUGUAUUUUCUAAAUUGAAAAUGUCUCUACCAUAGAAGAAUUGCUGGAGGUGUGCCUCAGGUACUGAAGCAGUUGGGGUGGUGUGUAGUUCCCAGUUAGUGUCAAGAGUACUGAUGUUAAUCUUAUCUGCAUCAGGUAUUUAUCAGCAUGCAUGGCAGUACAUUAACAGUGCAUAACUUUGGCCUUUGGUCACAAUUUCCUUCACAUGAUGUCUGUUGUUUGAAGUUAUAUUUUAUACCUAUUAACCCUUUCCAUGCUGUUGACACACUGUUUUAUUCAUUGACAAGAAUAUCUUUAUGAUCAAAUAAUGUAGGCAGAAGGUGGUAUAUGUGUGAGAAAACAGACAUAGCACAGAAGGGUAAAAACCCACUAAGAUAACAGAAGUUUGUACAAAGCAUAGGAUAUGAAUUUGUUCAUUUGAAGUAACAGUUAAUUUGCAUUCCAGAUUUAAGCAAGAAUUAAAAAUUGAUUUCAUUCCAUGCGUAUAUCCAAGUGAGAAAAUGACAGCAUAAUAUUUCUGUUAAAUAGAAGCAAUUAUUUUUAAAAUAUAUAUUUUUCUUUAUUUUUAAAAUAUUCAGGAUAUUAAUGAUGGACUGAUUGAAUUAAUUUUGCAGGAUUCUUUCUGUUUUAGGGAUAUGUUUGUAUAUUUGUUAUAUAUAUAUAAAUGAAGCUUAUGUAAAUAUAUAUAGGGAUAAGUAUUAAUAAUGUAAAAGUUGCACCAUGAUUGAUUUUACAUUUUUGGUUUAUGAUAUUUGGGUGUAUUUCCUAUACAGAACACUCUCAUACUUGUCAGAUAUGGCAAGAUGUGGCAGUUUCAAGCAUGUAAUCACAUUCUUGGAGCUCUGCCACUGCUCAUGGUGCUGGGGUAAAGAAUUUUGUACAGGUUGCUGAAUUAUAGGGGCACAGACUGUGUUUAUUAUGAAACACAUUCAGUGAAGACAAUUCAGAACAUGUUUCUUCCUGAUACAGUGGAACCUCCUUUCAGUGUUUAUCAGUUUAAGGUUUUCCCUCAUUUAAUGUUGAAUUUCAAGGAUUCUAAGUAUUCCAUUGUUAAAUUUCCUCAGUUUCCUGUUCAAAUAUGCUGCUCCCAAAAUAAAUCUUAAAGGAGGAAAUCGAAGUUUCACUGUAGUGAUAUUCCAUUUUUUUAAGGAACUCUGGUUGAAGUUACAAAUUAAUGCUGUUGUGUUAAUGAUAAAACUAUUUCCAUCUCGAUUUUUACAUUCUUGACAUGAUGUUUAGUUGAUUUGGAUUUAACUUCUUACACAUCUAGCACAUAAUAUGGUUAGGUAAGCAGAGAGAAAUUUUGUCCAUGCAUACUUCAAACUAAUAGUUUAAACUUUUACUAGAAGUAUGCAGAAAUCCACUAUUCUGUUUGUCUUUCUAAUAUGUUCUAUAAGAAAUGUGUGGGAAGUAUGUACAGUGUGAUGACCGUAACUUGUGGGAAGCACUAUAAUGAGACUCCUAUGACUGUAAAAGGAUUAAUGAGGUUUAGUGUGGAAGGACUGUCAUGACGAUCCUCUGAAGGAUGAAAUUCAUCAGAAUAAUAUUUAAAGAUUUAUUAUCACACAGAAACAGUUUCCAGUUAAUGCUCUUUGGGGGAAUAAUUGCUGUGUAUUGCGAGAAUCUUAUGAAACACAUAAAUACAAUCUGUGGGCAAAAUGUGGAGGUAGUAUGUAUAGUUUGCAUCUGUGUCCUUAAGGGGACCUUCAUUUGGUUUCAUGACUUUCAGUUUACAAAAUGUGGCUAUAAAGUCUUGACGAUGCUUUCCUGCAUCUGAGGUUCAGAAACUGAGUCAACAUGAAUCUAGCUUAUGAAAAUGCUCUAAAAUGUGAUUUAGCAAUUAAAAACAAAUUUCACUUGUCCCUAAUUACUUCUGUAAAGUACUCUAUCAGACUGUAUGUAAUUUAAUGUGACAUUGUAAAUUUAAAAUCAACUCAGUAUAUUUCAUGUUGGUAGGCACCAGAAAAGGAUAGCUGUGGGAAAUGCUGUUCUGGGCAGUGCACAUUUGGAGCACGUGUUCAUUUAAUGCUAUUAAUUAAUGGCAGGAUUUUUCAUGUGAAAUGUGAUGGCCCACAUUAACUUCAGAAUAGCCUCAUUGACCCCUGCUCCAUAUGAAAAGGAAAAUUAAUUGCCUACAUCAUUUUAACGUGCACUCACAGUGUCUUCUUAUCCCACUGGUUACACACUGAAAAGUUUGAACAAACAUGGGCCAGAUGGCUGAGUUCCUUGGAUAAAUGGAAACACACAGUUUUCUGUUAACUUAGUGCACAGAUUGAAGCAUACAUUGCGCAGGUUUGUACAGUAAUCUGUGUUUGUCGUAUUUACUGCUGUUUCAUCAUGAAGUUUUUACUCAGUAACUUAAUACCAUCUGCAACACUAUGUAUGCAGGUAAUGGAAUAGGUAUAUUCCUGUUUGAAACAUCUUUGAGGGUAUGUUGUACUGUCAGGCUAGUUGUCAAUGGAAAUGUCAUCCACUGCAUCACUCUUUGAGCAAACAUCAGCCAUGUAUCCCUUCUGCCACUUUACAUACACACUGCCUUCACCUUGGGUAGGUGACCUUAUGGAGGAAAUGUCCUAUAUGGUGAGUUUGGUUCCCACUCUAUGUUAAAUGUAAUCUAGCAAUAUUCUGAUGAUGUAAUGUACGUAACUAAUUGAUGAAGAGAUAGCUUCAAAGAUGUUUUAGACAGAGUAUUAUAAUUUGAUCAAGAAGUUUUGCAAACCAAGCUAUGCAUGCUUCAGUGGUAAAAAUAGAUUGGAGUAUGAUGCCUUCUAUAAAAAAAAAAAAGGCUGUCCCUUGAGUAGAUGAAUGUGUUUAUAUGUACAUUUUUUUUUGUUUUACAUUACAGAAAUUGUGAACAUUUUUACUUGGGGAAUAGGUUGUGGUUAUUGUUACAUAUGGUGUGAACUGAAAUACGUACAGAUGCUGACAACAGUACAGUUACUAUGUACAUAGCAACCCUAUUUGUUGUAAAUGUCUUAAUAGGAACAUCGGUGUAUUCAGAAUUAAUUAACAUUGUGCCUUAAGAAAAACUAGGACUGUCUGCAACUGAUGAAUGUAAUGAAUAUCUUUCAGUAAUUUAAAUAAAGUGUCAUUGUUUAAAUCAUUCUUUAUUUUAAAGUUUUCAUACCCAUACUUGUUUCUCAUGAACUUCACCAAGCAGCAUAUCCUGAGAAACUGAUCAUCACUCAGACUGUGAAGAAAUCACACGCUUUUUAGAACCAUAAGGUUCAAUAUUAUGUCCAUGACUAGGCCAUAUCCUGAGGCAGAUGAAACUAAUCCACAACCCCUUUCACAGUUUCAGAUCCGUUUUAGACUCAUGGGAUAAGGGUCUGGUUUCUAUGUACUGAACAAUGAAGCUACAGCUCACAAUUCUAAAAAUAUAAUUAAAGGCAGUCCUAAGAAAAUAAAGUUCCUUCCCUAGAUGUUGAAAUGGUACAGGAAGAACUAAGGAUAAUUUACAUGCAAUUUUAGAUUGAAAUAACAAUGACCGUAGAUUCCGGGAAAUGAUACCUCAUAGACUGGUGAAUAGUUACAUGUGCUUCAGAGGAACCUUGUCCCUCCAUCUUCAGGAAAAA
Cryptotermes secundus is the source of this 7270-nucleotide messenger RNA. It is a transcript of the gene lqfR, whose product is annotated as clathrin interactor 1. The transcript has 13 exons. The record is from RefSeq and is a predicted model, not a curated record. Gene Ontology annotation, biological process: telomere maintenance via telomerase; endocytosis; protein stabilization. Gene Ontology annotation, molecular function: telomeric repeat DNA binding; phospholipid binding; Hsp90 protein binding. Bases 153 to 1949 code for a protein of 598 amino acids. Gene Ontology annotation, cellular component: plasma membrane; clathrin vesicle coat; endosome. Lineage: Eukaryota; Metazoa; Arthropoda; Insecta; Blattodea; Kalotermitidae.